This is a messenger RNA of Paramecium tetraurelia, 786 nucleotides long. RefSeq lists its product as uncharacterized. Gene Ontology annotation, cellular component: cytosol. Lineage: Eukaryota; Ciliophora; Oligohymenophorea; Peniculida; Parameciidae. The transcript is spliced from 5 exons. The record is from RefSeq and is a predicted model, not a curated record.
AUGCAAAACAGUCAUAAAACUAGUCAAUAGAAAGAUGAGAGAAUAAAUGAAUUAUUAAGGAAAAUUCCAUCUGAAAUUCGAUAAAUUUAUGAUAGUUUGGGUCCUCUGUAUGAUGUAAACCCCAAAUACUAAAUUAUAUAACAAAACGAUGGAAGUGUAUAUUUUGUUUAAGGAGAUGGAAGUAGAAAAAUUGGUACAGGUGUAUAAAUCUGGCCAGAAUAAGGAAAUGUGUUAGAUGGAAAUUGGGAUAAUGAUCAAUUAGAAGGUUAUUGUAGGAUGGUGUAUUCAAAUAAAGAUAUAUAUCAAUUAAUAAUAAAAGUAAUUAGUUUUGAGUACUUAUUUAAAUAAGGAAGAGCCAAUGGAUUUGGACUGUUUCAAACAUCGGAAAAGACAGUGAAAGGGAUUUGGAUAGAUAAUAAUUUAUCUGGAGAGGGAUAGGAGUUUCGAAAGGAUGGAUAACGAUAUUACGGAUAGUUUUAGGAUGGAUAAAAAAAUGGUUAGGGCAUUAUCUAUUUUAAAGAUGGAUACAAAUACGAAGGGGAAUUAAGGAAAAACUUAGCAGAUGGGUCGGGGACUAUGAUUUGGAGUGAUUGCAGCUACUACGACGGUGAAUUUAGAUUGGGAGUCAUAAAAGGGAGAGGAGUUUAUCUGAGUGGAAAUGGAUACAGUUUGAUGGGAUAUUUCAAAGAGGAGGCGCAGAAGGAGAGAAAGAAGAAGAUUUAGAGAAUUAUAUAUAAAAAUGAGAGCGGAUCAAAUUUAAUAAUAGAAAAAAUUAGAUAACUAUGA